CCCUUAUUUGACUGACCCCAAAUCAAAUAAUGUGAGCAACCUUGAAGGAGCCUUGAACGCGUUUUGGUUGUGUAAUUUGUCUUUGAACCUUUUUCUACAGGCCUCCUCAUUCUCUAUAUAAGUCUUUCGUUUUCAUUCUUUUUCAUUAUUCUCAAUACCAGUUCUCUCUAUCUCAAAUUCUCACUCGCUCAUCAGCUAAAGUAGUAACAAUGGGUAGUCUUCCAACUGGUAACCUUGAAAGCAUGUCAGUGUGUUCGCAAAAUCCGCUUGAUCCAGAUGAAUUCCGAAGGCAAGGUCAUAUGAUCAUUGAUUUCCUAGCUGAUUACUACAAAAAUGUUGAGAGUUAUCCAGUUAGGAGUCAAGUUGAACCUGGAUACUUGCGUAAACGGUUGCCCGAAUCAGCUCCAAAUAAUUCUGAAUCCAUUGAAACCAUUCUUCAAGAUGUUACCAAUGAUAUUAUCCCUGGUCUUACUCAUUGGCAGAGUCCAAAUUACUUUGCUUAUUUUCCUUCAAGUGGUUCCACUGCUGGGUUCUUAGGGGAAAUGCUUAGUACCGGAUUUAAUGUUGUGGGAUUCAAUUGGAUGUCUUCACCAGCUGCAACUGAGUUGGAGAGUAUAGUUAUGAAUUGGCUUGGCCAGAUGCUAACGCUUCCCAAAUCAUUUCUCUUCUCGUCGGAUGGAAGUUCAGGAGGAGGAGGUGUUCUACAAGGUACCACCUGUGAAGCCAUCUUAUGUACACUAACUGCAGCAAGAGAUAAAAUGCUGAACAAAAUCGGCCGAGAAAAUAUUAACAAGCUAGUUGUCUAUGCUUCUGAUCAAACUCAUUGUGCACUACAAAAAGCUGCUCAAAUUGCCGGUAUCAAUCCAAAGAACUUCCGUGCAAUUGCAACAUCCAAGGCUACAAACUUCGGCCUCUCUCCAAAUUCACUUCAUUCUACAAUUCUUGCUGAUAUCAAAUCCGGGUUAGUUCCAUUGUUUCUAUGUGCUACCGUCGGAACAACUUCAUCAACAGCAGUAGAUCCUAUUGGUCCCCUUUGCGAGGUUGCUAAAAUGUACGGUGUUUGGGUUCAUGUGGAUGCGGCAUACGCUGGAAGUGCUUGUAUCUGCCCUGAGUUCAGGCACUUCAUUGAUGGUGUUGAAGAAGCAGACUCAUUCAGUCUAAAUGCACACAAGUGGUUCUUCACUACUUUGGAUUGUUGUUGUUUAUGGGUUAAAGACUCGGAUUCCCUUGUUAAGGCACUAUCAACAAAUCCGGAGUAUCUGAAGAACAAAGCAACUGAAUCAAAACAAGUUAUUGAUUACAAGGAUUGGCAAAUAGCUCUUAGCAGAAGAUUUCGAUCUAUGAAGCUUUGGUUAGUACUUCGCAGCUAUGGAAUUGCUAAUUUGAGAACUUUCCUCAGGAGUCAUGUUAAAAUGGCUAAGCAUUUUCAAGGCCUCAUUGGCAUGGAUAACAGGUUCGAAAUUGUGGUUCCUAGAACAUUUGCCAUGGUCUGUUUUCGCCUCAAACCUACUGCAAUUUUCAAGCAAAAAAAUAUAUCCAAAAGUGAUUACAUCGAAACGCAAACAAAUGAGAUCAACGCAAAACUGAUUGAAUCAGUGAAUGCAUCUGGCCGGAUAUAUAUGACUCAUGCUGUUGUUGGAGGGGUAUACAUGAUCCGAUUUGCUGUUGGGGCAACACUGACAGAGGAACAUCACGUUUCCGGGGCAUGGAAGGUGAUCCAAGAGCAUACAGACACCAUACUUAGUGCAUUGGAUGGGUAAGGUACAGAGAAGAUUAACUACCUCAAGGAAAAUUCUUUUACGCCUUAAUUUAAUCAGCAACAGUUAUUCAUUUCAUAUUUAUUUUUUUUAUCAAUUUUUUGUCUCCAAUCCUGUAAAAGUUAAAAAAUAAAUGAAAAUUCAGCUCUACAUAUUCCACAAAA
This is a messenger RNA of Papaver somniferum (opium poppy), 1921 nucleotides long. Its product is annotated as tyrosine/DOPA decarboxylase 1-like. The record is from RefSeq and is a predicted model, not a curated record. The transcript has a single exon. The coding region runs from base 210 to 1760 and encodes 516 amino acids. Gene Ontology annotation, molecular function: carboxy-lyase activity; pyridoxal phosphate binding. NCBI's taxonomy places the organism in Eukaryota, Viridiplantae, Streptophyta, Magnoliopsida, Ranunculales, Papaveraceae. Gene Ontology annotation, biological process: amino acid metabolic process.